Molecule: messenger RNA, 1462 nt
Organism: Ricinus communis (castor bean)
Lineage: Eukaryota; Viridiplantae; Streptophyta; Magnoliopsida; Malpighiales; Euphorbiaceae
Exons: 4
Coding region: 239-1039 (266 amino acids)
Biological process (GO): tRNA-type intron splice site recognition and cleavage
Cellular component (GO): tRNA-intron endonuclease complex
Source: RefSeq, a predicted model, not a curated record
UGGCUGGUUUGCACAUUCUUAAACCCAUAUGGAUCCAAAUUGAUGAGUUCCUUUUAGAGCACUACAAAGCUUCUUCUCUGCACAAACUUUCUCAACAUCCGAAACCGACGGUCUACGGCUCCGAUGCUACCACAUGCGCUCCACCAAAUUCCACAGUGCAUAAGUUGAUGUCGAUUUGUUAAUUCGUUACGCACAAGAACACUGCAGAGCUAUUGCUUAGAACAGUGUUGUGUUCUGUAUGAACAUCCCAAUAAUGGAAGUAGAGGAUUGGGAAACUUCUUCAAGUGAAUUGAAUGACACUACUGCUAUUGGUGCAAUCAAAGAUGAAGAAUUGUACUGUACGCUUGAAUCUUUACCCAAAUUGCAAUUUAGGAGUGAUAUCUCAAAGGCUAGAUGGAAUGCUGAAAUGGGUAUGGCUGAAUUGGUGGAAAAGAAGGGCAAAUUGUGGACAAAUACAGGAAUUGCUCGCAGCGGCAAGACCUAUUGUUCAAUUGAGGAGACUCUGUUUUUGGCUGAAUUGGGGGCAUUGGUUCUCAUGGAUGAUGAAGGUACAUGUCUUUCUUUAAAAGAUCUGUAUGGAAAAAUGGGAUAUCAAAAGAGUGGGUGUUGCUCGGAGCUUUUUGAGGUUUAUAGACACCUCAAGUCUUUGGGUUAUAUUGUUGGGCGUCAUGGUGUUCCUUGGUCUAUGAAGGGUGUUAAGAGUACCUGUCAAUCUGAUUCUACCCACGAAAACAAUGGGGUGGUAAUAGACAAUGAGGUUAAAGAGACAGCUUCAAUUGUGCAAAGGCUGAGGAAUUUGCAGGUUGAUGAGUUGAGAUUGGAUUUUGAUGUUUAUCUUCCAAAUAGCAAAUUUAGGAAGUCCUCACCUGGUGAACCAGCUUUUUUCCUAUGCUUAAUCAGGGGCAGUCCACCAUCCACAUCAAAAAUUGAAGCUGUUGAGAGACAAUGCGGCGAGGUUCCUUUGAAGUUCUGUCAAGUAGAUAAUGGCCGAAUUAGCAUUUUUUCCUUCCAGAGGAUAGAGCUUCCUGUACUACCAUGACUUUUGAAGUGGAUGUAGAAAUAGAAGCUUAAGCUGUAAAGAAUAAGUGCCUUGCAUCAAUUCCAAGCAUAUCUAGUCUUAAUACCACCAUGGAUGCCUUCUUAGAUUCAGGGGUAUGUGGCGUCCCCCGGUCUGUGCCAAAGAUGCGAGACAAGCUGCAGAUCAUCUAGUAGCAUGUGAUACGUGUGUGCAGAUGGGGAUUAUGUCUCGUGUUUUUGUUGUCAUUUAAUGUCAUCAAUUCAAACAAGCACAAAGCUAAACUGGUUACCGGGGCAGAAGAGGUGGUUAGAUAAAGGUACAUGCCAAAAUUUAUCAGAGAACAAUUACAGUAGCAAGACAGAUGCAUUAUUAAGGCUUGAAGCCAAAAUUUUGUAUACGAACAUAAUCUAUUUAUACAGUAGACUGCAACUCUUUUCAGAUUCA